Molecule: messenger RNA, 1002 nt
Organism: Phragmites australis (common reed)
Lineage: Eukaryota; Viridiplantae; Streptophyta; Magnoliopsida; Poales; Poaceae
Exons: 5
Coding region: 157-621 (154 amino acids)
Source: RefSeq, a predicted model, not a curated record
AAAUUUGCACUUAUUUACUAGUUAAACCCAGAAGCCGCCUCCUCCCCUCUCGCUCUCUGUCGUCGUUGCUUCCUCGCGGCGGAUUCGAAUCCUCCUCCUCUCUCUCUCUCUCUGUUCCGCGACUAGGCGAAGAGCGGCGUGGUGGUGCUGGAGGGGAUGGCCGCCGCCGCAGCCGGCGUGGUGAACUACCCGCUCGUCGCGGCGCUCCUCGCGUUCGCCGUCGCGCAGUCCUCCAAGUUCUUCACCACGUGGUAUAAAGAGAAUCGUUGGGAUGUCAGACAAUUUAUAGCUUCGGGAGGGAUGCCAUCGUCCCACUCAGCUACAGUUACAGCACUUGCAGUGGCUGUAGGAAUCCAAGAAGGCUUUCGUAGUGCCACCUUUGCAACUGCACUUGUCUUUGCAUGUGUGGUAAUGCAUGAUGCUUUUGGAGUUCGGUUACAUGCUGGAAAACAGGCAGAGGUGCUGAAUCAAAUUGUCUACGAGCUGCCAGAGGAACAUCCAUUAUCAGAGACAAAGCCAUUGCGUGAAAUCCUUGGACAUACUGUUCCUCAGGUUGUGGCUGGUUGCAUCCUUGGAAUCCUCACGGCUUUUUUUAUGCGCUUAGCUCUGGGGAGUUCCUAAUCAAGUGUUACUCAUGGAAAUUGGCCACACAUGAUCAUCAAAUAUCUUGUUGGUGAUGAUUUGUAAAGUGUGAAAAUACAUCUCAUGGGUCGGGUUUGUCCAGGUGGCUAGAUCAUCAUGAUACUAUAAAGUUCUAACUGUGGAUCUGCGUUGUAGGAUAGUAUGUUGUAGUUUCAGUCUGUUCUGUAAAUCUGAAAAGGUAACUUUCAACUGGAACCACGUGUAAUGGAAGCGUUCUUAUACAAUCGGCAGUGGUCUGAACUUGCAGGGUAACGAUCAGAAUGGCCGGUGUCAUGCCGUCACCUUUGCUUUCAACUGGUUUAGUUCUUACUGUGUAAUUCAUUGAUAACUCGAGAGUUAUAGAUUAAUAUUGUUGGCUUA